Molecule: messenger RNA, 378 nt
Organism: Plasmodium knowlesi strain H
Lineage: Eukaryota; Apicomplexa; Aconoidasida; Haemosporida; Plasmodiidae
Product: conserved Plasmodium protein, unknown function
Exons: 2
Coding region: 1-378 (125 amino acids)
Source: RefSeq, a predicted model, not a curated record
AUGUCGUCGCCCGCCACUAACUUGAAUGGAGGGGGCAGCAGCUCCACGCAAGGUUAUGUAGACCCCAAGAAGUACAACAAGUUCAAAAACGACGGAUCGUUUUUGGCUCAGGUGCUAGCGCUCCAGAAAAAAAAAAAAGUGAGGAAAGUAAAGGAAGCCGAGAGAACAGACGGGAAAAAGAAGAAGUCCAGGAAGACGCCCCCCCAUCAAGAGGAGGACGGAAAGGAAAAGGAUGCUAAAGAAAAUGAAGAGGAUGAGGAAGAUGAGGAAGAUGAACGAGAAGUGGCUAUAAAAAAUGAAUACAUUGAAAAGAUUAACAGAAUGAAAGAGGAGGGUCUUUUCACGGACAAAGGAAUUGGCGCUGGGAUGGUUAAGUGA